Corticium candelabrum is the source of this 1415-nucleotide messenger RNA. Its product is annotated as isocitrate dehydrogenase [NADP], mitochondrial-like. The record is from RefSeq and is a predicted model, not a curated record. Bases 693 to 1328 code for a protein of 211 amino acids. Gene Ontology annotation, biological process: NADP+ metabolic process; isocitrate metabolic process. The transcript is spliced from 8 exons. Gene Ontology annotation, cellular component: mitochondrion. Gene Ontology annotation, molecular function: isocitrate dehydrogenase (NADP+) activity. NCBI's taxonomy places the organism in Eukaryota, Metazoa, Porifera, Homoscleromorpha, Homosclerophorida, Plakinidae.
CUUCCGGUAUACGGGUACACGCGGCUUAGGUCGCUGCUCUAAUCCAAUCCCCGGAUGGAAUGCGGGCGGGGGAGGCCGCUGAUAAGGUGGAGAGUAAUGGCGUCUUAUUCCUCCAUCGGAAUGUUCACUACUUUCGUCUCCCACUUUCGUCUCCCCCUUCCACCCCACUGCUGCGUGCGUCUCCAGUUGUGCGCGAACUGUCCACAAAGCUUGGUGGCGACACACUUCAUUCAUACUCAAACACAGCGGCCGGUCUGAUUGGUCGGCCCAUAUCAACGGCAUCGUCGAUGAAUUCAUUAUCAAAUACAACCGGUCGACGAUCAAUAAAUGUGCCUUCUUCAACAUUAUUGCGGCUCCUUCUCCUGCAGCGAUACAAAGCCAGGACACAGACAGUUAUCAGCACCAGUGCGCCUGAUAGCACUACACCAGGCAGCACGUGACUCUUGUAUGAGCUUUCAUCACUCUGUUGUCCCGAGGCCAUCAAGAAAUACAACGUUGGCAUAAAGUGUGUGACAAUCACUCCUGAUGAGGCACGAGUGGAAGAAUUCAAACUGAAGCAAAUGUGGAAGAGUCCAAACUGUACGACUCGUAAUAUUCUCUGAGGCACUGUGUUUCGUGAGCCUAUCGUGUGUCAGACAAUUCCGCGGAUCGUUGGCGGAUGGACGAAACCGAUAGCCAUUGGGCGUCAUGCCAUGGGUGACCAGUACAAAGCGACUGACGUUGUAUUCGAUCGACCUGGCAAGUUUGAGAUGUCGUUCACCCCAUCAGACGGCUCAAAGAAACAGUCAUGGCUUGUACAUAAGUUUGAAGGUGGAGGAGGAGUUGGAAUGGGAAUGUUUAAUACGGAUGUGUCAAUCACUGGAUUUGCCCACAGCUGCUUUCGGUAUGCACUCACAAAGAAGUGGCCUCUCAUUGUGAGCACAAAGAACACGAUUCUAAAGAAAUAUGACGGACGAUUCAAAGACACAUUCGAGAGCAUCUAUGAUUCAGACUACAAGAAGGAAUAUGAAGCAAACGACAUCUGGUUUGAGCACAGGCUGAUUGAUGAUAUGGGUAACGAGACCAGUACGAAUCCUGUUGCCAGCAUCUUUGCCUGGACGGGAGGACUUGCCCACAGAGCCAAACUGGAUGGAAAUACGGAUCUAGCGAGGUUUGCUGAGACUCUAGAACGUGUGUGUGUUGAGACAAUCGAUGGUGGUCAGAUGACCAAAGACCUGGCACUUUGUAUCAAAGGGUCUUUGUCAAAGGUGGAUCGAUCAGAUUACCUUAUAACUGGUGACUUCCUGCAAGCAAUCAAAGAGAACUUGGAGAGAGCACUUGCAAUGUAAUAUUUUUGUAGCCGUUGACGUAAAGGAGAGUGUAAUGCAUUUUGUGCUGUUCUAAGGAAUGAUUAUUUUAGCUAUUGUUUUAGCAAA